UGAGGUGACCCUUGACCUAGUCUUCUGCUCCAAAAGGACAAAAAUGGCGGAGGCGGCGGCACCGAAGUCGCAGCUCGACUACGAGCAAACUUUGAUGUAUGGCAAAUACACCAAAGAGCUCGGUGACUAUGCACGGGUGGAAGCGGAGAGGCUGCGGGCGCAGCGCGAGAGGAGGCGGGAAAAGGAGCGAAGGGCGGCCUUCAUGAAAUACAAGGAGGAGUCACGAUGGCAGAGAUGCAAAUUGUUAAGGAGGAUGUGGGAGGCUCUACCUGAGGUGCAAGCAUACAUGAUCUGGUGCAGAAAUGUUGUGUUUGCCAAGAUCGGAGAAGACUGGAUCUUCCUGCUCCUCCUGGGGGUCUCCAUGGCCCUGCUCAGCUUUGCUGUGGACUUCACCAUCGCUAAGUGCCAGAAAGCUCACUACUGGUUAUACAUGGAGCUGUCCCAGUACCCCUUGCUACAGUACCUGGCCUGGGUGAUGUUUCCUGUCAUUUUCAUCUCCUUUUCCGCUGGUUUCACCCAUAUUGUGUCUGCUAAUGCUAUAGGUUCUGGUAUCCCUGAGAUGAAGACCAUCCUGCGGGGAGUGGUGCUGAAGGAGUAUCUGUCGUUUAGAACUCUCAUCGCAAAAAUCAUCGGACUCAUCACCGCCUUGGGAAGCGGGCUUCCCCUCGGCAAGGAAGGUCCAUUUGUACACAUAGCCAGUAUGGUUGCCCAACUUCUCAGUAAACUUGUCACGUCUUUCAGGGGUAUCUAUGAGAAUGAAUCCAGAAACAGUGAAAUGUUAGCAGCAGCCUGUGCAGUGGGUGUUUCCUGUAACUUUGCUGCACCAAUCGGGGGUGUGUUAUUCAGUAUAGAGGUAACAUCAACAUACUUUGCUGUGAGAAACUACUGGCGGGGGUUCUUUAGUGCUGUUUGUGGUGCCUUCAUCUUCAGACUACUGGCUGUGUGGAACAGGGAGGAAGAAACCAUCACUGCCCUGUUCAAGACCCAGUUCAGAGUAGACUACCCCUUUGAUGUACAGGAGCUGUUGGCCUUUGCAGUCAUAGGGAUUGUGUGUGGCUUUGGAGGGGCUCUUUUUGUGUACUUCCACAGACAAGUUGUAUACUUCAACAGGAAGCACAGGAGACUAACUUACUUCCUACAGAAAAACCGGUUCAUCUAUCCCGCCAUUAUCGCCUUUGUGGUCUCAUCUCUCACCUUCCCCCUGGGCCUGGGGCAGUACAUGGCUGGGGAGCUGACCCAGAAAGAAGCAAUAAACGAGCUGUUUGACAACCACACGUGGACCAAGGGUCAGGCUGACGUGGACGAGGAACUCAUCAUCAGUCACUGGAAACAUCCACAGUCCAACAUAUUUGUCACACUCGUCAUCUUUAUAGUCAUGAAUUUCUGGAUGUCAGCUAUGGCGGUGACGUUACCUGUUCCAGCCGGGGUCUUCAUUCCUGUGUUUGUACUUGGUGCUGCGUUUGGGCGACUGGUGGGCGAGAGUAUGGCUGCCUGGUUUCCCCUGGGGGUCAGGUCAGAUGGGAUCCCCCACAGGAUCAUCCCAGGGGGGUAUGCUGUAGCAGGUGCUGCAGCGUUAUCAGGAGCGGUAACCCACACCGUUUCCACGUCCGUUAUCGUGUUUGAGCUGACGGGACAGAUAGCGCACAUCCUGCCCGUCCUCAUAGCCGUCCUCGUGGCUAACGUGAUCUCGCAGUGGCUCCAACCGUCCAUCUACGACAGCAUCAUACAGAUCAAGAGACUUCCAUACCUACCUGACAUCGGCAGUGGCGGAUCUGGGAGGGUACAAGGGUGGUUCCCAGAGUCCAUGAUUCUGCUGGGUUCUGUUAAACGAUGGGAGCUGGAGGACAUCAUGGAAGACCACCUAAGUAACGCCAGAAGACGCCUGGUGAUGGCACAUACCAACCAUCCAUCAGUGCGAUUCAAUGCAGCAGGUGAUGGAGACAUUGAGAUGAAGGACAUCAGGGUGGUCCAACGUGAGGAGGAGGAGGAAGAUGAAGAGGAUGGGGCAGCACCAACCAACCAGGAGACAGUCACAGUGGUGGACUUUACCAGACAUGGUAUCAGUGCCGCCCCUGCUGACCCUCCAAAGUCCAUCCUGAAGAAAAGUCCCAUCUCCAGCCCAGCCACCAGUCCCAACGGUAGUCCAAAAGCUAAAGCCAAGAAGGUCAAAAGCCAAUUUGCCAAGAGAACACGUGGAAGUGUAGAUAUAAGGCCCAAGGAGAUGGAGAGGGUCUGGAAAGACAGGAAGAUCGCAGGGAAGGGAAAGAAAGACUAUCCCAACCCUCACCAUGAGAGCCCCUACAGAAGCAUGUUCAGGCCCAGAGAGGAUGCACCAGAAACCUUGACUGCCAUGGUUGAACCUAUUCAGAGUUUUCUUUUACUCUCUUCUAUGUCUCCUAUGCACAGACAACAGAGGAGACCUAGUCUACAUAGAGCUUCAGAUGACUGGAAACCCUUUCCCCAGCUCACGGCAUGGGAGGAAGAGCAGCUACAGGAUAGAAUCAACUUUGAUGCAGUCACCAUCGACCCAGCACCCUUCCAGCUGGUGGAGAGGACAUCUCUACAUAAAGUCCACUCCCUCUUCUCCCUGUUGGGUCUUCACCACGCCUACGUCACCACCAUCGGCAGGUUAAUAGGGGUCGUCUCACUCAAGGAGGUUCGGAAAGCGAUUGAAGGUACUCAGGAGGACGUGAUGGAAGCACCGAAGACUCAAAAGAGGAAAACAUCCACCGACAUUCGCAUGUCAGACUUAGAUCAGACAGAAUCUUCAGAGGAGGAGGAUAACCGCCUUAUGUCGGACAGUAGCGACGAGGGCGCGACGAGACAAGAGUUUCGUUUCACCGUGACAGAUGUAGACGAUGAAGGCAUAGAAGAUAGCAAAGUAUAGAUGGACCAUAGCUGUUCAAUCUUCGGACAGGCUAAAAACUGUGAAUUUAUAGUCUGUAAUGUUAUGCAUUUCAUGUUGCAGCACAGGGUUCAAGCCAGCAUCCGUCUUUCCGUCGUUGCACAGAAUUUUGCAGCUGGGGACGGAAAAAAAUUUUGGCCAUUCUGUCCUCUGUGACGUAGGAAAAUUCUCAUGUAAAGUUAUUAAACAAAUGAAAUUUUGCAAAGAUCUCAGAGGGUCUUGAUUUCAAAAUUUUCUCGCCCCCCUAGGACCAUUGUGUGGAAGCCUCUGGCGCUCAACAGGAUUUCCGUUAAAAAAUUAGGGGACAGAAAAAAUUUCAGGCUGGCUAGAACACUGCAUACACACUUUGUAAUUCAUGUUUAGCCAAAUAGGUAUAUGUAACUGUUACUCUUCCAACUUAUGUGCCUCUGAUCUUAACUCAAAACUGAAAGGGCUUUGCUUCUUUGAGUUAGCAAUUGUCACAUAAUGAAUGAAUCAAUUGUAGUCCAACAUGUAAAGCUACUUACAUUUGAUAACUUUCAUGCAACUGUUCAGUAUGAUAUCCAGAAUUUCAAUAUAUGAUAUAUCCGUUCAUACACAGGGAAGAGACACUUUGUAGAGUAUAAUUCUUAUAUCUUUGAUAGAUGAAAAUUAUCAGAUGACUUUCCGUAUGCCUAUUACUGAAGUAGUGAAUUGAUGAUUUUUGUCCAUCAGUGAUAUUAAUCAUGGCUUAAGUUCUCUGAAUCAGAGUUUUUAUUGCAUAUUUGUAUCACCUAUUGUUUUUCGUACAGGGUGUAACAAAAUGUUGAAUAAUUCACUUAUUGCAAUAUUGUAAUAAGAAGCCAUUGGGCUAUGUUCAAUAUGUGUGGAUAAGUGCAAAUACACAAAGAAUGAAGUUCUAGAUCUAGUGCCUAACUACAUGUAUAUGGAAGUCCACUAUUUAUCUUGAGCAUUUUGAGUUGAUUUUAAGGUGCAUAUUGGAUUUACAUACAUGUACUCUCCAAGAAGAGGUUGGUGGAAAGGAUCGUGAACUUUUCCUUUCAUCCGUUUUUUCAUCUACCAAUCGGAAAGAUCGGUCCAUAAAAAAAUGAUGAAAGAAAAGGAUCACGAUUUUUUUCCAACAACCUCUGCUUGGAGAGUAGGAUUUCCAUUUUUGAACGUCAUAUCUUUAGAAUGUAGUAGUAUUGACUCGCAUAACUCAAAAUGGACCGAUCUUGAC
Branchiostoma floridae (Florida lancelet) is the source of this 4103-nucleotide messenger RNA. RefSeq names its product chloride channel protein 2-like. Lineage: Eukaryota; Metazoa; Chordata; Leptocardii; Amphioxiformes; Branchiostomatidae. The transcript has 28 exons. The record is from RefSeq and is a predicted model, not a curated record. Gene Ontology annotation, biological process: transmembrane transport; chloride transport. Gene Ontology annotation, molecular function: voltage-gated chloride channel activity. Bases 44 to 2887 code for a protein of 947 amino acids. Gene Ontology annotation, cellular component: membrane.